Molecule: messenger RNA, 2953 nt
Organism: Chinchilla lanigera (long-tailed chinchilla)
Lineage: Eukaryota; Metazoa; Chordata; Mammalia; Rodentia; Chinchillidae
Gene: Aldh4a1
Product: aldehyde dehydrogenase 4 family, member A1
Exons: 15
Coding region: 66-1757 (563 amino acids)
Molecular function (GO): L-glutamate gamma-semialdehyde dehydrogenase (NAD+) activity
Source: RefSeq, a predicted model, not a curated record
CUCAUCGAGGUCGCGCUUCGGCCGGCUGUCGCUGCCGCUAACCACAUAGUUUAGCAGGAGUCGAGAUGCUGCUACAACCUCGUUUGCUCCGCCGCGUCCUACUGGUCCGCCCAUGGAUCGGGGCUGGCCUUCGGUGGAAGCGCACUUCAUCCCUGCAGGUGGCCAACGAGCCCAUCUUAGCGUUCACGAAGGGCACCCCGGAGCGAGAAGCACUUCAGAAGGCCUUGAAGGAUCUGCAGGGCCGGACAGAAGCCAUCCCAUGUGUGGUGGGCGAUGAGGAGGUGUGGACAUCGGACGUGCGGUACCAGGUGUCGCCAUUUAACCACGGAUGUAAGGUCGCCAAGUUCUGUUACGCAGACAAGGCCCUGCUCAACAAGGCCAUCGAGGCUGCCUUGGCUGCCAGGAAAGAAUGGGACCUGAAACCUGUCGCAGACCGGGCCCAGGUCUUCUUGAAGGCAGCAGACAUACUGAGCGGGCCGCGCAGGGCCGAGAUCCUUGCCAAGACCAUGGUGGGCCAGGGCAAGACAGUGAUCCAAGCCGAGGUCGACGCUGCGGCUGAGCUCAUCGACUUCUUCCGAUUCAACGCCCAGUUUGCAAUGGAACUGGAGGGGGAGCAGCCCAUCAGCGUGCCUCCCAGCACCAACCGCGUGGUGUACCGGGGGCUGGAGGGCUUCGUGGCAGCCAUUUCACCUUUUAACUUCACUGCAAUUGGUGGCAACCUGUCAGGGGCGCCGGCCUUGAUGGGCAACGUGGUCCUGUGGAAGCCCAGUGACACCGCCAUGCUGGCCAGCUACACUGUGUACCGCGUCCUCCGGGAGGCUGGCCUGCCCCCCAACAUCAUCCAGUUCGUACCAGCUGAUGGGCCCGUAUUUGGGGACACCGUCACCAGUUCGGAGCACCUCUGCGGCAUCAACUUCACAGGCAGCGUGCCCACCUUCAAACACCUGUGGAAGCAGGUGGCGCAGAACCUGGACCGGUUCCGUACCUUCCCGCGCCUGGCUGGAGAGUGCGGCGGGAAGAACUUCCACUUCGUGCACCACUCGGCCGACGUGGACAGCGUGGUGAGCGGGACGCUCCGCUCGGCCUUCGAGUACGGUGGCCAGAAGUGCUCCGCCUGCUCGCGCCUCUACGUGCCCAGCUCGCUGUGGCCGCAGAUCAAAGGGCGGCUGCUGGAGGAGCACAGCAGGAUCAAAGUGGGCGAUCCCACGGAGGAUUUCGGGACCUUCUUCUCCGCCGUGAUUGAUGCCAAGUCCUUCGCACGCAUCAAGAAGUGGCUGGAGCACGCGCGCUCCUCACCCAGCCUCAGCAUCCUGGCCGGGGGCAAGUGCGACGACUCCGUGGGCUACUACGUGGAGCCCUGCAUCGUGGAGAGCAAGGACCCUCGGGAGCCCAUCAUGAAGGAGGAGAUCUUCGGGCCUGUGCUCACCGUCUAUGUCUACCCAGACGACAGGUACAGGGAGACGCUGCAGCUUGUCGACAGCACCACCAGCUAUGGCCUCACGGGGGCAGUGUUCGCCCAGGAUAAGGGCUUUGUCCAGGAAGCUACAAAGAUGCUGAGAAACGCUGCAGGCAACUUCUACAUCAACGACAAGUCCACUGGCUCGGUGGUGGGCCAGCAGCCCUUCGGAGGAUCCCGAGCCUCUGGAACCAACGACAAGCCAGGGGGACCCCACUACAUCCUGCGCUGGACGUCGCCCCAGGUCAUCAAGGAGACCCACAAGCCCCUGGGAGACUGGCGCUACUCGUACAUGCAGUGAGCCCUGCUCGGCGCCCCCCUCGUCCGCCUGUUCGUCCACCCAGACGACGGACCUUGCCGCACUGACCCCACUUCCCGCUCCACAGGCUGUCAUGGGCAGCGCCCCUUCUACAGUCAUCUGUCCAGUCCCAGCCCCUCCUGUCCCCAGUGUCAGGUUCCAGGCUCUGCUUUGAGGUCACGUUGGGGAAAAAAGAGUGACUGACCCCUUUCCCAUCAGCUACCCUGGAACUGCCCUGCCGUCCAGCGGGUCCAGCCCCAGUCCCGACUGGUUCUCCGUCUGUCCCGUUCCCUCUCCACCUGCUGGACCCGGGGAAUGGAGAGGGAGCAUCUCUGGGGACCCUGCGGCAGCCUCACCACUCCAGAGGCUCCUGGCUGUGACGGGGUGGCCUGCAGGGCACAGGUCGCUCAGCUGCCUUGCCCCCUGGUCUGGGCUGCCCCUCCUCCACUGUGUCUCUGGGUAGCCCACCUGUACCCAGCCAUGUGCCUUAGAUACCGUGUGCCUUCCUCCUGGUACCUGUGUUCCCCCAAGGCCCUCCUGGCCACCUUCCAAGGUAUGGGAGGUGGUGGUCCUCCCGGGCUGGUUGCAGUUUUGGAAACUUUGGGUCACCUCUGCUCUGUCGGGCUAUCCCCUUGCCCUUCUGGCCCUGCCUCUAGAGAUGUCUGUCCCCAGAGCCCAUGUAAGGCCGAGAUUCCCCUGCCGGCUCAGCUCAGCCCAGGCUGACACUGCUGGCCCCUUGUCCCUCCCCAGAGACUUGGCCUGGGCCGAGGACAAGCCUGUGGACUCCUCUUAGCAUGUCAGUGGCUCCGUGUGACGGCCCCUCAGUGGCCUGUUCUUUGCCGGAUACCCCAGAGACCGAGCAGCGAGGGAAACCCCCUCAGUGCUUGGGUUCUAGUGGGCAGGGUCUGUGAGGCAUGACUUUCCAGGAUGGUGCUUAGGGGGUGGAGGGAGUUCUGCUGUCCGCAGAGCUGAUGUGGGGACGCCCAAGUGCCCACUUCACCCUGGCCCACAGUCUGGGGUGGGUCUGGUACCACCUUGGCCAGGAGUGGGCUCUACUUCCUUCUGGGUUCUUGCCAUUUCCCAUGGUGGGCUGGGGGAGGGGGCACAGGCUGGAGGUUUUUCUACUGAUUCUGUCUACACUGUGAGGUGGCAGUGGCGUGCACCCAGUGCCACCAAUAAAAUGCCUGUCACCUGCCAAA